GGCAUAAUUAGCAUCAUUCAGUCUAUUUACGUUAUGGGUUUUCACUUCGAGUCUUCUUUUCAUUUCCACAGUUCUCCUUCCAUGUGUCAUUUGUGCCGCUUAUAUUUAUCUCUAAAUCAUUGUGAUUACACAUAAGCGUAGACAACUACUCCAUCUUCCCAAACUUGCACUCUGCAGUCACAACUCAUAAUCUCAUACCGUUGGUAUGUUGAAUGAUCACAGGGCUGGCACCAGCCGUGAACAAGAAGAUGAUGAUCACGGUGACGACGAGAUAAUCCGGGAUAUCCACACCAUGACACCACCUCAUCCUCCGCAGGCUGCUAAUCGUGGCCGUCAAAGAGAAGCAGCUUGGGAAACUGGCAGCCACAGGUCAUCGCCUCUGUCCAUGGCUAGUACUGAAGGUGCUUCUAGUGAGAAUUUCACUACCAUGAGUAGAGAAUUCAGUGCUCUAGUGGUUGCAGGGUCAACAAUUGCGAAUAGUAGUUAUAGUAACAAUGAUAUGAAUGAUAGUACUGUAAAUAGUUCUGGAGACAACAACUUGGGAUUGGGAAGGAUUAGAGAGGAGGACAAUAUGCCGGAGGAGACCAACCCCUUGGCUAUAGUACCGGAUAAUUAUCACUCUUUGGACCCAAUUGCUUCUCCAAGAAGUACUGGGGCUAACAACAUGGCUGGCUCUUCUUCAUCAAGCUUGAUUGGCACUAAUCAAGGGUCUCAAGGUGAGAUUUCUGUGCAUAGGGUCAAGAAGGAAGAGGUGGAAUCCAAGAUAUCGGCGUGGCAGAACGCAAAGAUUGCCAAGCUUAACAACAGGUUUAAGAGGGAGGAUGCUAUUAUUAACGGGUGGGAAAGUGAGCAGGUUCAGAAAGCUUCUUCAUGGAUGAAGAAAGUUGAGAGGAAAUUGGAAGAGAAAAGAGCAAGGGCCUUAGAGAAGAUGCAAAAUGAUAUAGCCAAAGCUCGCAGAAAAGCAGAGGAGAGGAAGGCGUCGGCUGAGGCUAAGAGAGGCACAAAAGUGGCAAGGGUUCUUGAAAUAGCCAAUUUAAUGAGAGCUGUUGGAAGAGCACCUGCCAAGAAGUCCUUCUUCUAAGCCUUGACAUAUUUCAUAUUCAGGGAAACUAUAUGCCCCAGAAACAUAUACAAGGACCUUUUCCUUUUGAAAAGAGGCACCCUAUAUGAAAUGGGGCAGUGAAGAGUGGCAUCAAAGGAGAUGAUCAAACUAUGUAUUUUGAGUGUUUUUGAUUGAUUGGUCUUUCUGGGUGUUUUAAGUGUUGGAAUUUUGGAUGGUAUUGUUAGCUAAGAUAGAGAGGUGAAGAAAACUUUUGGGUCUUGUACAGUAAGUGCCUAAAGAAGUAAUGCCUGUCUUCACAUUUAUGAAAUGGUAUGGUAUAUUGUACUAUUUCUCAUGAGUUAAUUGAACUAUUUCCUUAUGUAAUCAGCUAGACAGGAUGCUCGUAUUCAAAUGGAACUACACAUUUCUACCACCA
Molecule: messenger RNA, 1478 nt
Organism: Fragaria vesca subsp. vesca
Lineage: Eukaryota; Viridiplantae; Streptophyta; Magnoliopsida; Rosales; Rosaceae
Product: remorin-like
Exons: 2
Coding region: 206-1081 (291 amino acids)
Source: RefSeq, a predicted model, not a curated record